Molecule: messenger RNA, 207 nt
Organism: Opisthorchis viverrini
Lineage: Eukaryota; Metazoa; Platyhelminthes; Trematoda; Opisthorchiida; Opisthorchiidae
Exons: 1
Coding region: 1-207 (68 amino acids)
Source: RefSeq, a predicted model, not a curated record
AUGAUCGUCAAACCUGAAGCGGAUCAAAAUGACAGUUACUUCUGUCUGAACAGCGCUGCGCGGGGCGGAACUGGCGACAUGCAAAUAUACGUUAUUCUUGUGCAUAGGAGUGUUUAUGGAGGAAUAAGCGGAUAUCUGGAUGAUGAUUCCCAAGAUAGCCUACGAGUUGCAUUUCAGAUGGAGAACACCAGCCGCAUCACUGAGUGA